Odontomachus brunneus is the source of this 2420-nucleotide messenger RNA. RefSeq names its product G patch domain-containing protein 2-like. The transcript is spliced from 5 exons. Lineage: Eukaryota; Metazoa; Arthropoda; Insecta; Hymenoptera; Formicidae. The record is from RefSeq and is a predicted model, not a curated record. Bases 573 to 2006 code for a protein of 477 amino acids.
CGUGCCAUCAACGUCUUUUCGGCCGCACCAUAUGCGCCUUCUUAUCGUUCGAACGUGUUUGGCGAUCGCUUAUCGGCGCGCGUUAUCCCCAAUGAUGGAUUGCGGAUUAGUACUCGCAACGUUCGGUUGACAAGAGUCGCUGUCGCGAAAGGGAACGUUCCGACGUAUAAAAACGCGAACGGGAACGCGAUCAAGAACGAAUGUUCGUGUCUCUCGCGCCUAUAUUGGUAGCUACGUAAAGUAUGUACGGGUCGUGUGUCAAGCGUAGGACGUAGCGAAGUACCAGUUGAAAGUGCAAUUGAGAGAAUUCGACGAUUGAUUCGCUGUGCUUAUUUACAUGUGGGCGUCGCGUUGCGACACACAACUCCUUAGUGUCUGGUCGAUUUUUAUGGUCUCUCUCGCGCAAUGACGAAAUCUGCUAUGAGUUCUUUCGGCUGAUCCGACGCCCUUGGAAAAGGAUUGCGAGGUUUCGGAGUCAAUUUUUUUAUAUUUUACCUAGUCAUACACACUGUUUUGAAAUUUUUGAGAAACUGGUCCAACAAGAAUGACUUCGCAAAAAACGCAUCCUUCAAAUGGAGCGUGUUUUGAAGGCUGUACCGGCGGAUUUAAGAGUAAAAAUGGAGGCCCUCGUGCACGAUUUGACUUUGGCACUUGAGGAAAGCAGCAACAGUGCAAAUCUCAGACGCAGAUGGGGCAUCAGAAGAAGAGCACGGUCCACAGGAAAUAUUCCGGCCUUGAGCAUGAACAAACAUUCGGACGACAGCUCAUCUUCCAUCUGCGACAUUCGUGUUCCAAAAACUGCCAAUGUUUCGAAAUAUCAGUCCGACAGCGACGAUACGAACCAGACGAAGCGUUUUGCGCGCUUCUCAAAUUUGAAUAACGCCAGUAACAUCGAGAGCGACUCGGUAAAUGAGAAUUUCGUGCCGAGGGCAAACACGAGACGUAAAAGGAAAUUCAAAAGAAUGUCGGUUGACUCUGACUCGAAUGCGUCUACCUCCCAGGCGGUCACGAUCAUGACGACCACGUUCGGCGGAAAAAAACGUAUCUUUCGAAGUGAUGGCAAAAACAGAUAUAGCGCCAUAUGGUGCGGGAAGCGGAAAAGGUCAUGUAGAGAGCGCUCAAUAGAUUGCGAGAUGAGAGUAUCUAAACCGACAAGAAAUACCAAAUCAAAAAAUCGGGGUAAAAUGCAGGACGAAGACACCGUUGAUUGUUCGCGUAUAUCUAGCUCGAGUAUCUCGUCCAGCGACUCAGAAGCAGGUCUCAUCACUAACGAUGAGGAUAGAGAAGGGGAUGACGAACAGUCGGAUUGGAUUGGAGAAUCAAGUUGGCGGGAGGACGGGGAGAGCACGAGCGAUGACAAGAUCACGUCAGAUUCAACUUUCCAAGUAAUAUUGCACGGCGGAUACGAGCACUCGGUAGCCGAGGCCAGGAGGAAUUAUAGACAGAGAAUACAGCGCAUUCGUGAACUCUGCUCUAGCGGCAGAGAGAUCCGCGCUGGGCGACGUCACGUCGAUAACAAACCUGGUUACUCCAUCAUAACUUCUGCCAACGAGAAGGUGUCACGAUUCCUACAGGAUCCCACUCAGAGCGAGCUGAAACUGCAUCCUAUGCGACAACCAGAACGCGAGAAGUUGCGUCGACUCGCCAAUCUGUACAGUCUGAGCUUAAAGGGCGACCUAGGUUGCCCGAUUUUGUAUAAAACUCGACACACUACGCAAGCUGUAUGCGUGGAUCAAGUAUCGUUAAACAGAUUUUCGGACUACAAGAGACUACGCAAAACACCGCCAAAUUCGCCAAAUCCAGACUCCACGAUGGAGACUCAGGAACCCGAAGUUGGCAGCGCGAGCUCCGAUCCUCCGGUAAUAAAUCAGACACAGAACAUUGCUCCUGUACAACAACAAAGCACGCAGCCAUUCUCGCCGUUCGAAUGGGAGACUGAAAGCAUGGAUGUUGAAGUACAUGGAAAGCCAAAGUUUUCCGACUUUGGACACUCAAAGUCCAGUUAGACGCAUCGAUAUUCAUUGUUAUAUUGUUUUUUGUAAUAAAUUAUUUACACAGAGUGUGUGACAGGAUCAGUGGUGCGAGAAAGAAAAGAAAGCGAGGAUUAUAUAUUUCAUGAGAUAUAUAUUUUCCAAGAUUAAGCACCUUAUAUUUGAAGCAUUACGUGCAUUUGAUUAGUUUUUUUACACGAUAAUUUUACACAAGCACGUAAUCACGUGCCUCAUUCAUUAUGUCAUAAAUCCCACCACAUUCCUGUUUGUGUACACACAUUGUAGCUAUUAUAAUUUGUAUAGAUUUAUAUCCUAUAAAAACUUCGAUAAAAUAUAUUAUUACCUGUAAUCACGUACUACAUACACAGAGAAGAUUUUAAUAUGAGAAUUGUGUAUAGCAGCUUUGAAAUUAUAAGAUAUUUACAGUUA